CUGACUGGCUGCUGGCGAAACUUGAGAAAAGGCAUCUUGUAACGAGAAAAAGAAACUUUGUCAGUAGGAUGCGGAGUUCUCCAUCUAGUUACUGGUUCACCGGUUCACCAGCAAUGGACAUACCACUCUGCCAGCUUGUCAUCCUAAUGGGGUACAUUCUGCAUUAUCGAGAGUGCAGGUCACAUGACCAGCAAUACUCCAGUGAUUCGGUCCACCCCGUUUCAUGCAGCGGGACCCUCUCGCAGCUCACUGGGCGAAAACUUAUUUUUCUUAGCGACGAGAGGAAACUGUCACUGAUCAUAAAAGAUGAUGGAUCGGGAUCUUACGUGUGUCUCCUAAUUGAUGAUGACAGCAAACUGACGGAAUCGAAGACAAACGGCAGGGUGGCACAAGUCGUGUCAGCGUUGAGUUGCUCCAAAGACGAAUUUAUUGAUGUGAUCAGGCAGUGUCAUGACCCGACAGGGUCACUUCAAGGCCGGGUGUAUGGACAUCAUGUUUUAAAAAGGAGUAUUGUGUAUCCAGAUACAGUAUGGUGUGGUGCUGGCAACACCGCCAAGGGAAACACGACAAAGCUGGGGAAAUACCCCGACACCGAUUCCUGUUGCAGAAACCAUGACCUUUGCACUCCUUACAUAGCAGGUCUCUCGUACGACUCAACUAGUCGUCUGUUUAAUUGGUCUCCUUUCACCAGACUCCAUUGCCAUUGUGAUGUCGAGUUUAAGGCUUGCUUGAAGCGCUCAACUGACAGCAUAGCUAAAACCAUUGGCAACUUGUACUUCAACCUUCUGUCUUCUUAUUGCUUCGACCAGGUGUCACGAUGUCCUGACAACGGAACAUCUGCGAGCUGCAUGUCAUGGAAGUGGGUUUCAGCUGGACGUUUCUAAUCCAAUUAUUAUUUUCAGAAACAGUUCGUUGUUGUUACUAGUGUCGCCAGACCCAGUGCUAAGAAUAUUGCACCUUAGGCAAGGGAUACCUGCUGCACCUGUCCUACCCACGACUUCACCCAGCGCUGAAAUAUCAGGCAACGAUAACCUGUUCCACUAUUGAAACUUUGGGUCGUACCUAAGUUUGGGGUGUAAUCGAGGUUUAGUUUGACUGUUUAUUUAUUUAUAUAUAUAUCUAUAUUUUUUUUUGCUGAUGAUUAAGCAUGCCGUAAAUAUCAAUGCAGUAGGCGAAAUAUCACUCUGCAGCUUUCCGUGUCUUUUGUAAGUAUUCGUUCCACAAUCAUUUACGGCCAUCCAUUUGUAUGUUGGGAAAAAGCCAAGUGAGAGACUAUCAGACUGAAUCCCUGCUUCAGCUUUAACCACUGACGAGUGCGCAUGCGCUGAAGACUUAUGAAAUCACCUCACUACAUCACUACACAGGUGAUCUCUUUCAUCCCCAUACCUUUUCAAGUCGUGUGGAGUGAGACCUCACUUUUCAGGAAGGUGGGGGACUAG
Pomacea canaliculata is the source of this 1439-nucleotide messenger RNA. RefSeq lists its product as uncharacterized. The transcript is spliced from 6 exons. Gene Ontology annotation, biological process: arachidonate secretion; phospholipid metabolic process. The coding region runs from base 69 to 884 and encodes 271 amino acids. NCBI's taxonomy places the organism in Eukaryota, Metazoa, Mollusca, Gastropoda, Architaenioglossa, Ampullariidae. Gene Ontology annotation, molecular function: A2-type glycerophospholipase activity. The record is from RefSeq and is a predicted model, not a curated record.